Messenger RNA from Cylicocyclus nassatus, 492 nucleotides. The record is from the annotation of a GenBank genome assembly. Lineage: Eukaryota; Metazoa; Nematoda; Chromadorea; Rhabditida; Strongylidae.
AGAUUCUCAUUUUAGGGCAUGUGGACAAAAGCUGUCAUCUUUCUCAUAACUAUCUCUUCCAUCCACGGAUCCGUUAUGAUUCAACAGGCUAAGAUUGGAGAAACUGUCAAACUCGAACUGGGUUCCGAUGUUGUGACAUGGAAGCGCGUGAGAAAGGGUGAUGUAGAAGAGUUUAUCAAAUACUGCGGACCCACUGAAAAAGGUCCAAGAUGCGCACAAUUCGUGAAUGCGGCCAACAAACCAGUCCCUCCAGCAACAAAAGCUCAUGUAGAAAAGGAUGGCACCCUUAUCAUCGAAUCUUUCAAAGCAACCGAUGCCGGUUUGUACUCGUCAUCUGAUCAAAAGCCAUUUGUCAAAAUUUUGCCGCGUGGAAGCCAAAUUUCUACCCUUCGUCCUCAUAUAAAACUUGUCGUCCAGAAUUGAAUGUCGUUACCUUGUCAUCUAUUAGGGUGUCCCAUAAUUAUUUACCGUUUUUACCAUAAACAUCAGCAU